CUCCGAGCCCUGGCCUGACUCGCGUGCCGUGAUGUUGUUCCCGUGAUGAUUAGAUCCAUCUGUCAUGAGGCUCCGGGAGGGACGACGAUCGGAGAAUCCUCCCUUCGCCAAGACUUCCUUUUCAUCAGAACAUGGACGAGGUCGUGUGUUGAGCUUCCGAUCCCUGAGUCUUAGUGAGGCGAUUCCAAGUUUCUAUCAUUCGAUACAAGGUUUGUUUUUUUUCAGCUCGGGUGCGUUGUUGCAAUGAAAUGAGGACCCUUUUCUUUUUCUCCUCAUCAACCAACCAACAACUCGGCCGAGUUACAUUCUGCACCGUUACACGUCACAUUCGAAACUUGGAGAAAAGACCUGGAGAAGGCCAUCCAUUCUCCUGGUAAACUUAAAAGAUGAAAUGUCAAAAUUCCAGAAGAACAUGUCUGAGGAAUGGUUGCAUCCAGCAACCAAGAACCACUGUUUGUCCUUAUCAAAUUCCGAUUCAAGGCGGAAUGAUCCCUUGACCCACUGAUAGAUAAGUGCCGUGAGGCUCCCAGUGGGUCAAGUCAUGCACGGUCUCGGUGAGGCGGCACCUGUGGAUCCUUGAAAGAUCUUCCUUGGCGGGCGACCAUCGGAGGGGACAGGGAUGAGUGCAAUGCACGCGCUAGGUUAGUGAAAAGCUUCCAUACGGUUUCCAGAGAAUCUUUGGGUGCAAAUCAGCUGGUGUUUUUCUUGUCUAGGCGAGAUGUGAUGACGACAUUGUUUGGUGAUGUGGCACUAAGGAGUUGAUGAAUUUUCCAAACACCAAAGCACUGACUAGUAUUUCUAUGUGAGGAUAUGCCUAAGCCUUACCGGAGCUCUUUGAGCUUGGCUUGAUAAGAUAUUCAUUUUACCUUCGCUUCCUAACAUGAGAGAAAUUAUAAUCACCUGUACAUAUUGAUCAGCACUCAGGGAACGAAGGAACCAACAGCUUAAUAUAUUUUUUAGAAGCCAUAAAAUCCAAUACUUUUAAAUUCCAUCUUAUUGAUUACUGUGUAUACAUAUAUGAGAAUUUGUUUAGAAUUCGUAAUCGUCCUUUCAAAGUCCCAAUCCAUCCGCUUACCCUAGAAGAAGAUAAUUUAACAACACCUUUUUAAAGCUACUAUAGAAAACUAUUACGUUGCUACCUCAAGCCUUAGGUAAACUAUAUAAAUCGAAGCAAUUCAUCCAGCACAGUACUUCGAGGGCGGUAAUCGCGCAUCUCGUUGGCAUCAGUCGAUCAGUGGGGAGAUCACAUGAUCCCCACUUCCUAGCAGAAACCAUAAAACCAAUACGCUCAACAACCCCUCCUCAACACUCACGAGCCAUAUCCCCAUACACAUCCACAUCAAAUCAACCAAAAUGGUCUACACAAUCGUUGUCCACCUCUACGCCAAAGACGACGAGGAGUCCCUCAAGAAGCUCACCGCCAAGCUUAUCGAGGCUAGCCGCGUCUACUCCCAGGACAAGGAGACCCUCUCAUGGCACGUCAUGCAGUCCACCGCUGACCGACGGGCUUUCACCAUCGUUGAGCGCUAUGAGCAAGAGAGCAGCCAGAAGUAUCAUCUUGAGAACCCUUACUGGAAGACUUUCGACCCUUACGUCAUUCCCCUGCUGGAGAAGCCUAUGGACCUGAGAAGAUUUGAGGAGCUUGAUACUAGCAAGGACGUUGAGGUUCCUCAAUAAAUGUAGUUGAGUCAAUUGAAUAUCUAUUGAGUUGCUAGAACUAAAAAUCAUGAUUCUGGCGUUAUGAAGACUGCUUCCACAGUGUCAUUAGCCUCAUCCUGUACAUGACUGAGUACUGAGUAGAGUUGCUUAAUAUACCAUAUCAAACCUCCAAUGCCUAAAGCAUUGUUGCGGAUAGACCAAAAGUCACUUGCUCACCUUCAGCGCAGGGUACUUCGGCAACGGCCACCCUGCCUUCUCUUCACUCGAAAACCUUGAAAUAAGAUAAGGAAUUCUCAGAAGGCAUACAAACCAUGCAAUCCACUGAACAAUUGUAACACCCAAUUGAGUAUCAGGUAUAGCCCACCGGAUAAGCCCAAGCUUGAUAUUCUGAACCUCGUCAACAAAUGGUCGUAGCACUUUGUCGUAGUUCUCAAAGGCCAAGGACAAGUUCUCGGGGUUCUUUUGAAUCUCACCCGCUAGCACAUAGGCACCGAUGAAGCCGAGUGUAGUUCCCAUACCGCUGAACGGAGAGGGGCAAUAAGCUGCGUCACCUAGGAGGACCACGCGGCCUUUAUGCCAAGCAGUUGUCUGAACUUGGACAACUUCUUGAGAGUAAAAGUUCCCAGUUGUCUUCAUGCCCUCCAGGAAACGCUCUGUUUGCCAUCCUGCACCGCGAAACCUUUGUGUCCAAAACUCUUUCUGCUGCUCAACUGAACCUCUAUGAAUACUGGAGACUUCAGGAGAAUCGUCCUUGAGAAUGAGAUAAACUUGUGUCUCUGUUGAGUUGUGGGUUCGACGGAAUAUCAUUCGACCUUGUGAAGCUUGAUAUGUCCUGCGGAUAUUACUAUCCCCUUCUUCGCGUGGGAUGAAAUAAUAAGCCAUGUGAAUACCCAGUUUUCGGUAAGGAUCCGGAGCAUCCGCUGGUUCAAUUGCUUUUCGAAUUCUUGAGCCUUGACCAUCUGCUCCAACAAGGAUAUCAAAGGUAUCCGAUGUCCCAUCAGAGAAGUGCGCAAGUACGCUCUUAUCGUCUUGCUCGAACUUCUCAACAGUUUUGUUGAAGAUAUACUUGACGUCAUCCUUCGUCGCAUCAUGUAGAAUCCUUACAACGUCUCCCCUCAUUAUUUCGAAUUCAGAAGUUAUGGACUGGGCGCCUUUGCCUGAUGUAUUGGCGAGCACUGUUCCCAAGAUCUUUCCAUUGGUAUCGACGAAAGCAACGCCUGCUUCGUCAACCAGUCUUGCGCGAAUCUCGUCCAUGAGGCCCAUUACUUUGAGAGUUGCAAUGCCUUGUUCACGAAAGUCGAUCUGUGCACCAGUUGCGCGUAGGGCUGGGAAGCGCUCGACGAUGGUUACGCGAUGACCGAGACGGGUGAGCCAGAAGGCCAAGGCUGGUCCGGCACAACCGCCUCCGCAUAUCAGGACUUUCAAAGUUGCCAUUGGAGUAGGAGUGACGUUAUUAUAAGUAAUGUGUAAGCUGUUUUUUCUUUUCCCGCACUUUUACCAAGUGUAGUUUUGGUCAGUCAAGCACGAACGGAAUGAAAGAAAUAACGGAUGAGAUAAUUGAAGAACCAUAUAAUAUUUUCAUGUGAGAAUGAAGAUAUUGUGGCGUUUUAUACACGUCGUCUUUGCACGCAACGAAUCCUUCGAGGACUCAUCAUACGCAAUAAGACGGAUGUGCGGCAUGGCCAAACCAGCCAAUGACAUCAUAGACAACAACACCUCUAGUUCUUCAUUCAGCUGCAGUUAGCCCGAGCUUACGGUUUCAGAGCUUUGAGGCUGAGAAGGCUUGCGAUAAUCGAACGGGUAAGUUAUUCAGGCACAUUGAGUCACUUG
Fusarium odoratissimum NRRL 54006 is the source of this 3489-nucleotide messenger RNA. RefSeq lists its product as uncharacterized. Bases 1354 to 1677 code for a protein of 107 amino acids. Lineage: Eukaryota; Fungi; Ascomycota; Sordariomycetes; Hypocreales; Nectriaceae. The transcript has 3 exons. The record is from RefSeq and is a predicted model, not a curated record.